AUGUUCGACUGGGCUGGUUUGCUGCUUCGAUUAAUCUACUAUUAUGGCCUCGCGAUUGGAGUUAGUAACUUUGAAGUCGACUGGCGGACGGGAUGUUUUUGGAUAUCUGCCAUCAUUAAUCUGGCCACAACGCAGUAUUUUCAGGUGAUGUUGUGCGUUCGGGCACAAUAUCACCUGCUUAACGCAGAGCUAAAAAAGGUGAUCGAGGAAAUCAUGAAUCUAAGUUACAAUCCCUCCCGAAAAGGAGCCUUCAUGACCAGAUGCUGUGACCUGGCUGAUCAGCUGGAGAAUAUAGCCAAGCUCCAGAGUCAGCUGAACUCGAUUGUGGUCCAGUUGGAUGCGAUAUUUGGAAUACAAAAGUUGUUUUAUUACUGCUGUUACUACGUAUCCGCACUGGUCAAGUGUUACUCAAUCUACAACGGCUUGAAGUAUGGCCCCAGGGAACUAGGAAUGAAUUUGAUAACUUGUAUCCUAGGAUAUACAUGGAGUAUAUUCUUCCAUAUGGAUGCUAUUCAAGCCGCCUUAAUAAUAUUUCAAGUCCAAGAUGCUGAGCAAGAGAUGAUUCAACUCCUUAAUGAACGAACUUUAUUUGCCUCUGGAUUGGAUGCGCGGUUGGAGGAGUCUUUUGAGAGCUUCCAACUGCAGCUGAUACGAAACCGUUUAAAGUCGAAUGUACUUCAGCUAUUUCCCACCGAUCGCAAUUCAACGUGGUCCAUGUAUGCAUCUAUUUUAUUGCAUUUUAUAUAUCUAGUGCAAUAUGAUCUGGAAUACUUUAGAAGAAAUUAA
Drosophila serrata is the source of this 786-nucleotide messenger RNA. RefSeq names its product putative gustatory receptor 36a. Lineage: Eukaryota; Metazoa; Arthropoda; Insecta; Diptera; Drosophilidae. The record is from RefSeq and is a predicted model, not a curated record.